GACGACAUAGCAGGUAAAUCGCAGCACCCUUACUUUGUAGUCCAUGCGAUUUUCGUCACGGCAGAACUACAGUUCCCAGGACUCACUGCGCGCACGCUAGCGCGCCUGUCGUCGUGAACAAACGUGAGCGACAACGCGGAGAACUCGCCCCCAAAACAAAACCUUCCUCAGGACAGAAACUCACAGACCAGCCCGUUACUGGGAAGGAGGCGAUCUCUGCCUGACCCUCCACUCUGAUGCUGCCUCUCUUCCGACUCGCCCCCGGGACCAGCCUCAGACUCCUCCCCCUGCGAGCCUCCAGCCACGUCCCUAUGGACCGACCCGUGGAGAGCACCAUCCGAGCCAAGCUGAGCCGGGCCCUGGUGCCGACCCACCUGGAGGUCCAGAACGAGAGCCACCUGCAUGCCGUGCCGGCCGGGUCCGAGUCCCACUUCAGAGUGGUUGUGGUGAGCCGUUGCUUCGAUGGGCUGCCCCUGGUCCAGCGCCACCGCCUGGUCAACGAGGCUCUGCGCGAGGAGCUGGCCAGCUCCGUCCAUGCCCUCUCAAUCCAGGCCAAGACACCCGAGCAGUGGAGCUCCGACCCAAGCCUGGCCAAGAGCCCUCCCUGCAUGGGCGGCUCAAAGCACGACCCUGGCAUGGCUGGGAGGCUGCGGGGUGACGGGAAGUGAAUCGGAGAAGAUGGGAGGGAUGGACUGGGUUACACUGCUUUGCAAUAGGAGCCUUAUUCCCAUCCCUAGCGAGACAAAAGAUAUUUAGAUAGAUAAAUCAGGGGGGAUGGGAAUCAGACUCCUAUUGCACAGCAGUGUCACCCAGUCCAGGUUUCACUAGCAGCUUGAUCAGCCCACAGUGUGUCUAGGUAACAAGCCCAGGUGUGUUCAACUCAUAAUAAAACCAGGACUGGAUCAGUCUGAUUCUCUGUGUUGACAGCGAGUCAGUGUUUGGACAUUCAUUUGAUCUCAAUUAAAAUGACGGCAGUGGCUAUGAAUUGUAGAUCUGUCAGGAGUGUCAGCUGAUUUAGUUCAGGCUGGUAUUCUACAGGUGCUCUCAGAUAGGGAGGCUGUCAAAGCAAUGUUACUGGUUGAGUUUAAUGAAAAUGCAGAUUCCAGUGGUCUCUCGCAGGUAUUGAUAAAGCGAAGGGGAGCAGAUCCUUGUAAUAAUCUACUGGGGGUGCUGAAAACCAAAUAGAAAAGGAGAUUGCAGAUCUGGCUGAUGUAACACAGAGUAUCAGAUCAUGAAUAAUAAUAAUAAUAAUAAUAAUAAAUAAAAACAAGAAAACAUUUUUGUUUUUAAUUUUUAUUGGAAUGCUGGUAAGCUUAGCACAAAUAAUGUACUGAAACAAAAAUGAUAUAUUAUAUAUAUUUAUCUCACACAAACCUUAAUACUGCACCUGGAUGAUGGUAGACUGAAAUAUUUCCAUAUCUAAUAGUCGUUACUUAGUUAUUUAUCCAUGUAGUCGAUGUUUUUUUUUUUCAUUUUACAAAACAGGCAAAUUAAAAAGACACACGUACAAUACUAA
Polyodon spathula (Mississippi paddlefish) is the source of this 1516-nucleotide messenger RNA. RefSeq names its product bolA family member 1 (gene bola1). Lineage: Eukaryota; Metazoa; Chordata; Actinopteri; Acipenseriformes; Polyodontidae. The transcript has 2 exons. The coding region runs from base 237 to 668 and encodes 143 amino acids. Gene Ontology annotation, cellular component: mitochondrion. The record is from RefSeq and is a predicted model, not a curated record.